AUGAGCUACUAUGAUAUCGACGACAUUCUGGCAGAUGCUACGAAGUUCCCGUGCCGCUUCAACUACGACAUCCCAGGUCUUGGGUAUCUAGAAGGUAACAUCGGCAAAGACAUUAAAAAAAAUGCAAAAGUUGAGCUCCCACUGUGGUUAGCUCGAAUUCUAGCCAUUGUAGGAGGCGAUCCCGGGCUUUCAAGUGUUGACGACGAUGAGGCUUUUCCCUUCGUCGAGCUAAUGGCCCCUGAGCUGCUAGCACCAAGAGUUAUCAACGCGAUCAAGUCAGGUCCCGCAACACUAGAUGUCCAUUCCAUCAACUCGCAUUUCUACGCCCUCGCCAUCAAGUGGGCCACUCUUUUCAAUGACCGUGACUUGGUCGAAGUUCUGAAUUAUAUGUUGCUCGAGAGGAGUCAGGAGAUUCGCAAUCACGCUGCGAGCAUCGAUUUGGAAGAGCUGGCUCAGGGCCGGGACGUAAGCACGUUCAUGCUGACGCUUGACGAAUUCGAGAAAAGAAUCUAUAGAGAUAGCCACGAGAGUUGCAAGGAUAUGAAAAAGUGGUUGGUUCAAAGAUGA
Molecule: messenger RNA, 567 nt
Organism: Lachancea meyersii CBS 8951
Lineage: Eukaryota; Fungi; Ascomycota; Saccharomycetes; Saccharomycetales; Saccharomycetaceae
Source: the annotation of a GenBank genome assembly